This is a messenger RNA of Thamnophis sirtalis, 2851 nucleotides long. It is a transcript of the gene TACO1, whose product is annotated as translational activator of cytochrome c oxidase I. NCBI's taxonomy places the organism in Eukaryota, Metazoa, Chordata, Lepidosauria, Squamata, Natricidae. The record is from RefSeq and is a predicted model, not a curated record. Gene Ontology annotation, cellular component: mitochondrion.
UUUCCAAGGAAGAUUUUUACUCAUUGGAGCAACUAAGCAGACGCCAGUCAUUAUCUCUCCGUCCGUUUCCAUCGCUCCCUAGUGGUGAAAUACUUAUGCGGUGGUGGACUCUGUACGCUCGCAGACGUUUCAUAUCCGCCAAUGCGGCCCAAGUCCGGAAGUGACUUCACCCACGAAAUAGUUCGUUUUCCUCUUCCCUCCCGUAUCCUUUCCCCUUGUCUCUCGUAUCCUUAAACUUCAGCACCAGGGGAAGCUUCUCUUUGCAAAGCGGCUCAGGGAAUCUUUCCAAGCGAAGGGCUGGGGAGUGAUUUUCCAUUGAAAAAAAUAGAGGCGUGAGAAAAUCGGCAUUGGAAAAUUGACUUGCCGAGAAGAAAGAGUUAAUUUCAGGCUCUUCCCCCCGACGGGGCGGAGAUUUGAGUGGGAGGAUUCUGCAGAAUUCUGGGAUUUUAUUUCGCCGCUUUGCAAAGUUACUCGUGGGAUCUUUGGCUAACCAAGUCAUGUCUGUGGGCUGCAUUUACACACGGCUGAGUCCUCUGCUUCGACCAUCCCGUAUGAUGCUUUUCCAUCAUCCAAGUUGUGCCAUCCAUGCCUCCAGUACCACACUUGCUGGACACAACAAGUGGUCCAAAGUCAAACAUGUUAAGGGGCCUAAAGAUAUUGCACGUGCCUUGGCCUUCCAAAAACUUACCAUGAUGAUCCGUUUUGCUGUGAAGGAAGGAGGAUCCAACCCAAAUCUUAACAGUAAUUUAGCCAACAUUAUUGAGGUGUGUCGAAGGAAGAAUAUGCCAAAAGGCUCUAUUGAAACAGCCAUCUCUGGUGCGGACAAAAUAAAAUCCAUCUAUCACCUUUGCGGCGUCCGAGGUCCAGGUGGCUCAUCUGUAUAUGUCGAGAUACUGACAGACAACUUAAAGAGGACUUCCAAUGAAAUCCGACAUCUUUUAAACAAAAACGGGGGGAGUAUUAUCGAAGGGAUUCACAAUCAUUUUGAAAAAAAGGGGAUUGUGACUGUUAGCAAGGAAGACAAAUCCGGCAGACCUGUCAGCUUGGAUCGGGCAUUCGACUUGGCAAUUGAAGCCGAAGCUGAAGAUGUCGAGGAAGAGGAAGAGGAGGAUGAGAAGGUGGUGCUUAGGUUUAUUUCCGCUGUGUCCACCUUGCACCAAGUACGUGAAAAACUGGAGUCGCUAGGCCUUUGUUCUUUGUCUGCUGGCCUUGAAUUCAUCCCAGUUGUCCACGCCAAGCUAUCAGAUGCUGAGAUGGAAGGGGCUAUGAGGUUGUUAGAAGCCCUUGAGAACCACGUAGACGUUGUGCGGGUAUACAACAACAUUGCUUAGUUUUACCAGCAUACCUUCAGGAGCUACUGAAACCUUACCAGAUAAAUUCUGGUUUUAUCCCUCUCCCGCAUCCAAAUCAAGAUUAUUAAUGGUAAAUGAGGUUUGCUAUGUUUCGGACAUACCUGUUUGUCUCUUUGCCCUCCUUUUCAAGUUCCUGAUCGGGAGACAACCCCAUAGCAUGUACCAAAUGGGGAUGCUAGAAAAGUGCUUGGGCAAGAAGAUCACUUGGACAACUUCUGCCAGAAAUAUCUGGGAUUGUUUCCUGGUUUCCAUUGAAGGACAGGAUGCUGUCUCAUUAGCACCUCAAUAUAUCCAAACAGAUAAUUCCCAAGCCAACAGUGAUACGUUAACUGAAAGAUCAGUAAUCUUAAUUUAACUGGAUACCUUCUUGGUCCGUUUUUCCAGCGUGGUUGGGAGAUAGUUCUGCCUUCUUCAAGCAUGCAAGCUCGUGAAAAUCCUUACACUUACACACAUACAUGGAGAAACACACAUACACACAAACCUGGAGGGCAAUGCAGUUUUUAUGUGUGAUGGACCCAGUUUGGAUAUAUACUUGGACAUUAAAUGCAUCCAAAUAGCCAUUCUGAAGCAUUGGUCCUGGAAAAUCAUUCAGCAGCAAUUCAUAUCUGUGUUGCUAGGAUCAGUAUCACUUUGUUCUCUCCCCUUAGAUCAAAUUGUUCAAAAAUACUAAUACAGAACUUGUAAGAGAAAGCUGGUGUGUAAACAAUGUCUAUUUACAUUGAUAAUUGUACAUUCAUACACACACACACACAAGGCCAUUUGGUAUGGUUCUAUCAAAUUUGAGGGAAAAAGUACAUAUUGUAGUUGUGUGGCUGGCAUCUCUCAGAUGUGUAUAGGUACUCCUCAGCUUAUGACCAUUACAGUAGGUCAUGAUGGUCCUAAAGCAGUUCACCCAUGUGACUGACUCCAUUUUACCUUUUUUUGUGGCACUCUGCAGGUGAACGCUGCAUUGCUUGUUAUGCAUUGUAUGCAUAGCAAACAUAGCAUUGUUUGCUACAGGCCAGUUUUACUGAAAGCCAAAAGUAAAUACUAUUUUUUAGCAAAAAAAUAAAUAAAUUGUAAAACACAAGCAUAUAACAAUGAGAUGCUGCAAAUAACAGUAUAUGAGCACCCAAUGUGUGGCCACGGGAUGGUUAUGGGGCAGGGCAGCUGUCAGAAUUUCAUAACCCUCUUUUAAGAACCUUUGGAGAUGAUUAGAAGUGUCUACCAUAACUUCAAAUGGUUGCUAAGCAACUGGUUACGUCAAGGAUUGUAUAUAUGAACACUGAUGAAUGUAUAUGUAAACAUGUCACAACUGAUUUGCACAGAUAGGAUUAUGAGCCUAUGCAUUACAAAUUGGGGAAAGAAAUCCUUUUGUAAAAAGGAGACUUUAUUAUUGGAUAAGUGACAUUAUUUUUGUAUUCAUAUUCUCUCCUGAAGGAUGUGGUGGCUGAGUGGCUAAGACGCUGAGCUUAUCGAUCAGAAAGGUUGGCAGUUCAGCGGUUCAAAUCCCUAGUGCC